AUGGAAACUUUACCAGUUGAAAUCUUUGAUCUCAUCUUGGCUCAUUUAACAUUAACCGAUUGGAAAUGUUUACGUUUAACAAGUAGAACAAUCUAUACACGUCUUUCAUCAUUUUCAUCUUAUUCUCAUAUACAUUCAAUAAUUCUUUCACCAAAAUCAUCAUCUGGUAUAACACUUCUUGAUAAAGCAACAAUAAUCGAAGGUAUUGAUCAUUUAUCAUUAUCAAAUUAUAAUUAUACUGAAUUAAAUAUACUUCUUCAAACAUCGGAACCAUUUCGUUCAUGUCUUAGUCAAUUAAAAAGUUUAUCAUUUGCACGUUCUACAACAUUAAUUGAUUUACGUAUUUUUUAUGAUUUACUUACAUAUUGUAAAUCAUUAGAAAAACUUGAUUUAAGUGAUUAUAAAUUCUUUUUUCUAUCACAUAAUUUUUCACGAAAUUCAAAUGUAUAUCCUUCAAUAAAACGACUUAAUUUAAAUGGUAAUACACAUUUAUCAGAUUAUGCAUUUAAUUGUCUAAUGACAUCAUUUCCAAAUAUUGAAUCAUUACAUUUACUUGAUAUUCCAUUACGUUCAUUUAUUACACCUAAUGAAAAUCGUACAAUUCUUACAUUUGAAAAUGUUUGUUCAUAUAUUCAACAAUAUCAUGAACGUUUUCAAGCAUUAACUAUAUCAUUUGAUCCAUCACUAUCAUGUGAUACACAAAUAAAACGUUUAUUUGAUAAGAUACCAACAAAAUUAACUUAUUUUCAUAUUGAUGGAACAUUAAAUGUAUCAACAUUACUUCAUCUUCUUCUUCUUUUUGAUAAUCAUUUAGAAACAUUGAUUGUUGGACGUCUUAAACUUGAUCAUACUGGUUGUCAACCAUUAUUUGCUGCUCUUAGUCAAUAUGCAUCUAAUUUAAAAAAAAUAUGCGUAUUUUUAAAUAUACCAUUACAUCUUUCUGCCACUCAACAACAACAAAUACGUUUUCCAGUUUUAAAUCGAUCAUCAGAUAUAUCAUUAUCACCAUUAAAGCAAUUAAACGACCUUGAUAUUCAAACAUUAUAUCCAUUGAAUGAAAUUGAUCUUAUCAAUUUAUUUAGUGAUAGUUUAGCACAUUUAGAAAAAUUAGCUUUACCAAGAAAUACAACUGAUGUUGUUAUUAAACAUAUAUGUACACAAUCAUCAUUUAUUGUAUCAAUAACACAUUUAAAUUUAAGUAAUUGUCCAUCAUUAUCAAAUCGUUCAAUAUUAUUAAUAAACAAAUAUCUUUCAUCAUUAAAAGAAUUAACAAUAAAUUAUAAUAUAAAUAUAAAUGAUUUUGCUUUAAUUGGUCUAUCAAUAUGUGGUAUUGGUAAAACGAUUGAAUGGCUUAAUCAAACAAUGAUAAAUCGACAAUUUAUUGAUGAUUUACCAAUAUGGACAUAUACAAUAACACAUCAAACAUUAUGUAGAUGUCAAUUACCAACAUAUAUAUCAUCAUCAUGUAUUAAACUUCGUUUAAAAGAUUUUAGUUUUGAUAAUGAUGAAUAUUCGGAACGAAUAUUAUUUAUGUUAACUGAACAUAAAUUAUUUAAUGAAUAUUUUGAUUCAAUAAAUAAAUUACAAAAUUUAAAAACUCUUAAAUUACGUCAAUGUAUACAAUUAACAAAUCGUUUAUUUCGGUUUGGUUUACGUUCAUUACCAAAUUUAAAAUAUUUAGAUAUAAGUUUAUGUGAAAAAAUAAAUGAUAAAAAUUUAUCAUUAAUUGGUCAAGCAUGUCCAUCAAUUGAAACAAUUGAUUUAAGUGGUUGUUCUAAAAUAACUGAGAAAGGAAAAGAAAAUUUAAAGAAUACAGCUAAAAGAGUAAAAAUUGUAGAUUAA
Rotaria sp. Silwood1 is the source of this 1842-nucleotide messenger RNA. The record is from the annotation of a GenBank genome assembly. Lineage: Eukaryota; Metazoa; Rotifera; Eurotatoria; Philodinida; Philodinidae.